UCCCGCCGGGGCGAGGGGGGAGCAGCGGGGCGGCGGGACCGGAAGUGCGGCGCGCGGGGGGACCGGAAGUGCGGGGGCAGCGGCGGGAUGGGCCGCAGCCGGUCGCGGUCGCCGCCGCGCCGCGAGCGCAGGCGCUCGCGGUCCGCCUCGCGGGAGAGGGAGAGGAGGCGCAGGGAGCGGUCCCGGUCCCGCGAGAGGGACAGGAGGAGGAGCCGGUCGCGCUCCCCGCACCGCCGGCGCUCCAGGUCCCCGAGGCGGCACCGGUCCAGCUCUUCCUCGCCGCCGCGGCUGAAGGAGAGGCGCGACGAAGAGAAGAAGGAAAUAAAGGACUCCAAAGGCAAAGAGCGGCAGAUCACGGAGGAAGAUCUGCAGGGCAAGACGGAAGAGGAAAUCGAGAUGAUGAAGAUGAUGGGGUUUGCCUCCUUCGACACGACGAAGGGCAAGAAGGUGGACGGUGCUGCAAAUGCUUACGCCAUCAACGUGUCGCAGAAGAGGAAAUACAGGCAGUACAUGAACAGAAAAGGAGGAUUCAACAGGCCUUUGGAUUUCAUUGCUUGAUGCUUGGACUGGUCGCUUGCCGGUGGGAAAGGACUUCGGCAGCACCAGCGAAGAGCACUUGCUUUUACAUGUGCUGGUAGCUCAGAGACAGGAUCUUGGCGUCUCUCCGUACAAUGGAAUUGGUUAUUUAUAACAAAUCCAGAUGUACUCGCUCUGCCCCAUAGGAAGAGAGGGUAAAAACCGUUAUUUCCUAGAGUCUUUGGUUUUUAUAAUGUCCGGAUUGGUUUGUUGCUUGUCAGGAUUACCUGAUGGUUGUAUUUUUCUGGUUGUUUUUUUUUUUCUUAAAUAACUCGGUGUUGUCCGUUACAAUAAAAAUCUGUAUAUA
Messenger RNA from Dromaius novaehollandiae (emu), 883 nucleotides. It is a transcript of the gene SNRNP27, whose product is annotated as small nuclear ribonucleoprotein U4/U6.U5 subunit 27. The record is from RefSeq and is a predicted model, not a curated record. NCBI's taxonomy places the organism in Eukaryota, Metazoa, Chordata, Aves, Casuariiformes, Dromaiidae. Gene Ontology annotation, biological process: RNA splicing. The transcript has 6 exons. Gene Ontology annotation, cellular component: precatalytic spliceosome. Bases 88 to 558 code for a protein of 156 amino acids.